This is a messenger RNA of Colletotrichum karsti, 1812 nucleotides long. RefSeq names its product uracil-xanthine permease. The record is from RefSeq and is a predicted model, not a curated record. Gene Ontology annotation, biological process: xanthine transport; transmembrane transport. NCBI's taxonomy places the organism in Eukaryota, Fungi, Ascomycota, Sordariomycetes, Glomerellales, Glomerellaceae. Gene Ontology annotation, cellular component: fungal-type vacuole; membrane. The coding region runs from base 1 to 1812 and encodes 603 amino acids. The transcript has 7 exons. Gene Ontology annotation, molecular function: xanthine transmembrane transporter activity.
AUGGACGAGGACCAAGGGCCAUCUCAAAUCGUCCCCCAGACGUCUCCCAAAAAGACGAUGGGGGAUCGCCUCCGCGGCGCCAAGAACAAGUUCUUCACGAAAGAGGGCCUCAUCGGCGACUACGACUAUGCGUUCCUCUUCCGUCCGAACCUGCCCUUCAUGAGAAAGUCCCGCCAAGCAGCCCCCUUCUUCGGCCUCAACGACAAGAUGCCCACGCUGCUCGCGCUCCUCCUGGGUUUCCAGCACGCCCUCGCCAUGUUGGCCGGCAUCAUCACGCCGCCCAUCCUGCUCAGCGGCGCCGCCGGUGCCAACCUCACCGGAGAGAUGCAGCAGUAUCUGGUGUCGACCGCGUUGAUCGUGUCCGGCCUGUUGUCCAUGAUCCAAAUUACUAGAUUUCACAUCCUGAAGACUCCUUACUACAUCGGCACCGGGUUGAUCUCCGUCGUCGGCAUUUCUUUUGCCAUCAUCCCCGUCGCGCAAGGUGCGCUCGCUCAAAUGUACGCGAAUGGAUUCUGUCCAACAGACGCCGAGGGCAACAAGCUUCCUUGCCCCGAUGGCUACGGAGCCAUCAUCGGCUCCAGUGCUCUCUGCGCCCUCAUCGAAAUCGCGAUUUCUUUCAUGCCGGCCAAGGCGAUGCUGCGCGUCUUCCCGCCUAUUGUCACCGGCCCGACGGUCAUGCUUAUUGGUAUUGGCCUGGUCGAGAGUGGUUUCCAGAACUGGAUGGGCGGAUCCGGACCUUGUGCCAGUCCAUCCACUGCGACGGACUUCUUCGCCAAAUGCCCCAACAUCUCAGCUCCUCAUGCCCUUCCAUGGGGCUCAGCCGAGUACCUUGGUCUUGGAUUCUCCGUGUUCAUCACUAUCAUCCUCUGCGAGCGGUUCGGCGCCCCGAUCAUGAAGUCGACAUCCGUCGUCAUCGGCCUGCUCGUUGGAUGCAUUAUCGCCGCCGCCUGCGGAUACUUUGACAGGUCCGGCAUCGAUAGCGCCCCUGCCGUCUCCUUCAUCUGGGUGCACACCUUCAAGCUCACGUUGUACGGUCCGCUUAUACUGCCUCUUCUGGCAGUGUACAUCAUCUGCGCGACGGAAGCCAUCGGAGACAUCACCGCGACCUGCGACGUCUCUCGCCUGGAGGUCGAAGGCCGUCUCUUCGAGUCCCGAGUGCAGGGCGGCGUGCUGGCAGACGGUAUCAACGGCGUUCUCGCCGCCCUGAUGACCAUAACUCCCAUGACCACCUUUGCCCAGAACAACGGCGUCAUUGCCCUUACUCGCUGCGCGAACCGCAGCGCCGGCUACUGUUGCUGCUUCUUCCUCAUCGUCAUGGGCGUCUUCGCUAAGUUCGCCGCGUCGCUGGUCGCUAUCCCCUCCUCCGUCCUCGGCGGCAUGACGUCCUUCCUCUUCACCGCCGUCGCCGUCUCCGGCAUGGCCAUCAUCACAAAGGGGGUGCCCUUCAACCGCCGCAACCGCUUCAUCCUGACCGCUGGCUUGACCCUCGGCUACGGUGCCACUCUCGUGCCGACGUACUUUGACAACGUCUUCACCUACGCCGGCGAUAACCGCGGUCUUCGGGGGUUCCUCGAUGCCAUCGUUCUCAUUAUGGAGACGGGCUUCGCCAUCACAGCGUUCGUUUGCAUGUUUCUCAACUUCGUCCUGGAAGAAGAAAUUGAGGACACAGAGGGCCGGGACGUGCCGGCCUCCAAUAACGUCAUAUCUUCCAAAGAGGUCAAUGGGGGCGAUAGUGCCCGUGGAGCUGAUUCGGAGGACAUUCAGCCUGUCGGGCAUCACGGCACGAGCAAGGGCGAUCAAAAGUUGGCUUGA